CCGCAUACACGUGUGUCGUGUGUAUCGCUGCUGAAUGUGAGGUUAUGUGACAUAGAGAUUAUCAGUUCUCGUUAUUAUUGCAAUAGCGGUUUUUUUCCGUGAAUACAAAAAGGAGAGCAAGACGUCGAAAUGUCGUCGUGGAAGAAAGCCGCGAAGGCGAGCCAGAAGACCCAUCGGGAACGUCACCAGCCGGAGACCCGCAAACACCUGGGGCUGCUGGAGAAGAAGAAGGACUACAUCGCCCGAGCCAGGGACUUCCAAGAGAAGCGUGCGACCAUCAAGCUCCUGAGGAAGCGCGCGCUGAACAAGAACCCGGACGAGUUCCACUUUCACAUGAUCAACUCCAAAGUGGUGAACGGCGUUCAUCGGGAGAAGGACAAGGAGGAUCAGCACACGCCCGAGCAGAUCAAGCUGAUGGAGACGCAGGACCUCAGGUACGUGGCGUACAAGAGGAACAUCGAGGCGAAGAAGAUAGACAAGAUGCAGAGCCAGUUGCACAUGAUCGACGCGGCCAACGAGACGCGGAAUAAGCACAUCUUUUUCGUGGACGACAGUGCCGAGAUGAGGAACUUUGACCUCGCCGAGAAAUUGAACACGCAUCCGGCGCUUCUGUCCAGGCGCACCAAUCGGCCAACGUUGGACGCGAUCAAGCGUAUGAAGCUACCGGAACUCGAUAAUAAGACUAUCGCUAAGCUCGAACAGAAGAAACACAUGGCCUACAAAGAACUCGAGAAGAGGGUCAACCGCGAACGCGAACUGACGGUCGUUCAGCAGAAGUUAGAGAUGCGCAGAGCGCUGAAAGACAAGAAAACCAAGAAACCGAAACUAGUGAAGCCUGGCUCGAAGGAUACCGCUCCUAUUUAUAAGUGGAAGUUUGAGAGAAAACGAUAAUUUAUUUAUAUUAUAGAUUUUUUUAUGAUUAGGUAUAAUAUUAGUUAAUUAUGAAUAUCGAGUAAAAAUGUAUAUACAUAGCUUUCAUCAUUUUCGAUAUUAUUCUUUUAACGUUUGCGAUAAGUCGAUAAUAAACAAUCACGUUUUUCGAUAAAUAAAUUCCAUUGAGCAGUAAUUUAAUAAUAACGAUCAAAUCUAUUCUUA
Temnothorax curvispinosus is the source of this 1095-nucleotide messenger RNA. RefSeq names its product probable U3 small nucleolar RNA-associated protein 11. The transcript is spliced from 2 exons. Gene Ontology annotation, biological process: rRNA processing. NCBI's taxonomy places the organism in Eukaryota, Metazoa, Arthropoda, Insecta, Hymenoptera, Formicidae. Gene Ontology annotation, cellular component: nucleolus; small-subunit processome. The record is from RefSeq and is a predicted model, not a curated record. Bases 130 to 891 code for a protein of 253 amino acids.